AUGAUACACGCACAAAGCGACGGCAUUGUCAACGGAGGCACAGAUGGUCACCAUUACGAUGGGUUGGAUCUCACAGUCCUCGGAAUGAACUCAGGGACAUCCAUGGACGGCAUCGAUUGCGCCUUAUGUCGCUUUCGUCAAGAAACCCCAUCGUCGCCAAUGUCUUUCGAGCUUCUGAGAUACGAUGAGAUCCCAUUGGAACCAAAUAUCAAGAAACGAGUCAUGAAUAUGAUCUUGCACAAUAGUACCACGCCGGAAGAACUUUCGGAAGUAAAUGUUCUCCUUGGCGAAGCAUUUGCGGCAGCCGUUGAGGAAUUCACACAGAAGAACAAUAUCUCGAAACAGAAGAUCGACGCAAUAGGUUCUCACGGUCAGACAAUAUGGCUGCUGAGUAUGCCCGAGGCUGGUCAGGUCAAGUCCGCGUUGACUAUGGCUGAAGGCGCUAUACUUGCCUCCAGGACUGGCAUCACAUCUGUGACAGAUUUCAGAAUCUCGGACCAAGCUGCAGGAAGACAGGGCGCGCCUCUCAUUGCGUUCUUUGAUUCGCUGGUCCUUCAUCAUCCGACCAAACUGAGAGCUUGCCAAAAUAUUGGUGGAAUUGCGAAUGUCUGCUUUAUACCUCCUAACAGAAACGGCAAGCUGAACGCAGAGUUCUUCGAUUUUGACACAGGCCCUGGCAAUGUUUUCAUAGAUGCCGCGAUACGAUAUUUCACGAACGGUGAGCGAGAAUACGACAGAGAUGGAGAGAUGGGUGCCGCCGGAACUGUCGAUCAACAAAUGGUGGACGAGUUCCUCACGACACACCCAUACUUCAGAAAAGAUCCUCCCAAAACCACUGGCCGUGAAGUGUUCAGGGACACGAUAGCUCAUGACUUGAUCAAAGCAGGUGAAGCAAGGGGUCUGUCACCGAAUGACAUUGUUGCAACCAUCACUCGCAUCACUGCUCAAGCCAUUGUUGAGCACUAUCGCCGAUACAUGCCGACACAUUAUGGACCACUAGAAGAGAUCUUCAUGUGUGGAGGCGGCGCCAAGAAUCCCAACAUCACCAAGUACAUGCAGUCAGCCUUUCCAGACACCAGAAUUGUUAUGCUUGAUGAGGCCGGUAUUCCUGCUGAUGCGAAAGAGGCGAUCACAUUUGCUUGGCAAGAUAGACAAUUCGUGCUAGGCAAGGUCAGUCCGGGUGCGAAUUAUCGCAAGGUGUUGAGGCACGGGAUGGCAUUUGGAGACGGUCAAGAUCAUCUGCAGCCUGUGACGGAGUUAGUCAACUACGUCUCUGGUAAAGUCUUCAACAACAAGUGGUAG
This is a messenger RNA of Lithohypha guttulata, 1302 nucleotides long. RefSeq lists its product as uncharacterized. The record is from RefSeq and is a predicted model, not a curated record. Gene Ontology annotation, molecular function: ATP binding; phosphotransferase activity, alcohol group as acceptor. The transcript has 2 exons. Gene Ontology annotation, biological process: peptidoglycan turnover; amino sugar metabolic process. NCBI's taxonomy places the organism in Eukaryota, Fungi, Ascomycota, Eurotiomycetes, Chaetothyriales, Trichomeriaceae. Bases 1 to 1302 code for a protein of 433 amino acids.